This is a messenger RNA of Scaptodrosophila lebanonensis, 7566 nucleotides long. It is a transcript of the gene cac, whose product is annotated as voltage-dependent calcium channel type A subunit alpha-1. Lineage: Eukaryota; Metazoa; Arthropoda; Insecta; Diptera; Drosophilidae. The transcript is spliced from 35 exons. The coding region runs from base 586 to 6396 and encodes 1936 amino acids. Gene Ontology annotation, biological process: calcium ion import across plasma membrane; chemical synaptic transmission. Gene Ontology annotation, cellular component: membrane; voltage-gated calcium channel complex. The record is from RefSeq and is a predicted model, not a curated record. Gene Ontology annotation, molecular function: high voltage-gated calcium channel activity; calcium ion binding.
AAACAAAAUCACAUAAAAUGAAUUCAAAUUAAAAUACAAAUUAAUGGAAAAACCAAAAACGAAACUAAUACAGUCAAGUAAUUAAAAAUCUUGUAACAAGCAAAUAUCAGCCAGCGAUACGUAAAUAAAACAGAUAAAAAUAAUAACACCAACAAUAACUAGUAGAGAGACAAAGAGAGAGAGAGAGAGACAGAGAAAGAGAGAGACAGAGAGAGAGAGAGAGAGAGAGAGAGAUCAUCUUUAACCCUCCCCAUCGCCAUCGUCGUCGCCAUCGUAGCAGCAAACCCAGCAAACCUCAUCGUUCCAAUCCAGAGUGCAGCUCGCAUUUAUCGGCUUCUUAACUCUCAAAUAAAUGUUUCACUGCCGCUUUCGUGCCAUGCGGACGGCGUGUCACUCUCGACAAAUGCGUAUUGUGGUUCACCUUGUGUAAUAUAAUUAUGGCCGAGCGGUCGUUACAAAAGUAUCAGAAAUUGGAUAUAGUGACGGUUGGAAGCGGCUCAGGAAGCAGUGCUAGCAGGGCAUCAACAGGACUCCUUAGGCGGGGGGCACUUGGGUCGAAAGGGAGCCCAUCGCUUAGCUGAUAGAAUGGGUGGCCCGAAAAAAGAGGAAAACCCACCUGGUGGUGGUCCCACGUCGUUGUUUAUCCUAACCGAGGAUAACCCAAUUAGAAAGUACACACGAUUCAUCAUAGAAUGGCCGCCCUUUGAAUACGCUGUGUUAUUGACAAUCAUAGCCAACUGUGUUGUGUUGGCAUUAGAGGAACACUUGCCAGAGGGCGACAAGACAGUAUUGGCUCAAAAAUUGGAAAAAACGGAGGCCUAUUUUUUAUGCAUUUUCUGUGUAGAAGCAUCGCUCAAGAUCCUCGCCUUAGGGCUUGUUCUGCAUAAACACUCCUAUCUCAGGAAUAUUUGGAACAUCAUGGAUUUUUUCGUUGUAGUGACGGGAUUCAUCACAAUGUUCCCACAAAAAGGGCCCGAAGUAGACCUAAGAACACUUAGAGCCAUUCGUGUGCUACGGCCCCUAAAAUUAGUCUCUGGAAUUCCUAGCUUACAAGUAGUUUUAAAAUCUAUAAUCAAGGCGAUGGCACCUUUACUGCAAAUCGGUCUCUUGGUGUUGUUUGCGAUCGUAAUAUUUGCAAUCAUUGGACUCGAGUUUUAUUCGGGCGCACUGCAUAAGACUUGUUAUAGCUUAGAAGAUCCAAACAAACCAGUGAAGGAAGGUGAAUCGGAGACGCCCUGCAAUACGGAUAAUCUCACAGAAAAGGCAGGAGGCUCCUUUGUGUGUAACUACACGACGAGCAUGUGCCUGGAAAAAUGGGACGGACCAAAUUCCGGCAUAACAAGCUUCGAUAAUAUUGGGUUUGCCAUGUUGACUGUAUUCCAAUGCAUUACCAUGGAAGGCUGGACGGCAAUACUGUAUUGGACCAAUGACGCAUUAGGUUCAACAUUCAAUUGGAUAUAUUUCGUGCCUCUUAUAGUUAUAGGCUCAUUUUUUAUGCUCAACUUAGUUCUUGGUGUUUUGAGCGGAGAGUUUUCAAAUGAACGUAACCGCGUCGAGCGUCGCAUGGAAUUUCAGAAAUGCCGCUUUCGUGCCAUGUUUCAGACUGCAAUGGUCUCCUACCUUGAUUGGAUCACACAAGCAGAGGAAGUGAUAUUAGCCGAGGAGCGUACAACAGAAGAAGAGAAAAUGCACAUAAUGGAAGCGCGUCGUCGUAAUGCCGCUAAACGGAAAAAGCUGAAAAGCUUAGGAAAAUCCAAAUCGACCGACACAGAGGAGGAGGAAGCCGAAGAGGACUAUGGGGAUGACGGCUAUCUGAAAACCCGCUCGAAACCCCAAGGCAGUUGCACUGGAUUCUGGCGUGCCGAAAAAAGAUUUCGGUUUUGGAUUCGUCACACGGUGAAAACGCAAUGGUUCUAUUGGUUUGUGAUAGUACUUGUGUUUCUCAACACUGUUUGCGUCGCCGUCGAGCACUACGGCCAGCCAAAAUUUCUGACAGAGUUCUUAUACUAUGCCGAAUUCAUAUUCCUCGGCUUGUUCAUGUCGGAAAUGUUUAUCAAGAUGUAUGCGUUGGGUCCUCGCAUUUACUUCGAGUCGUCGUUCAAUCGUUUCGAUUGUGUCGUCAUUAGUGGUUCGAUAUUCGAGGUGAUUUGGUCCGAGGUGAAGGGCGGCUCUUUCGGUUUGUCUGUGCUGCGUGCCCUGCGUCUAUUGCGUAUUUUCAAAGUCACCAAGUACUGGUCAUCGCUGCGCAAUCUAGUCAUUUCUCUAUUGAACUCAAUGAGAUCAAUUAUAUCACUGUUGUUCCUGCUCUUCUUGUUCAUACUUAUAUUUGCCCUACUCGGCAUGCAAUUGUUUGGCGGGCAGUUUAAUCUUCCAGGAGGCACGCCCGAAACAAACUUCAACACAUUCCCCAUAGCCCUAUUGACCGUAUUUCAAAUUCUCACCGGCGAGGAUUGGAACGAAGUCAUGUAUCAGGGCAUUAUAUCGCAAGGCGGCGCAAAGAAAGGAAUGAUUUACUCUAUAUACUUUAUCGUUUUGGUACUCUUCGGUAAUUAUACGCUUCUUAAUGUGUUCUUGGCUAUCGCUGUCGAUAAUUUGGCGAAUGCACAAGAACUAACAGCAGCCGAAGAGGAACAAGUCGAAGAAGAUAAAGAGAAACAACUUCAAGAGCUAGAAAAGGAAAUGGAAGCCUUGCAAGGUGAUGGUGUCCAUCUAGAGAAUGGAGAUGGCGCCGCUGCCGCAACAAAGGGGAAAAGUAAAAAGAAAGAUGAGGAGAAAAAGGAGGAGGAGGAAGUUACGGAAGGGCCAAAGCCAAUGUUGCCAUAUUCAUCGAUGUUUAUACUUUCACCAACAAAUCCCAUACGACGCGGUGCCCAUUGGGUUGUAAAUUUACCAUAUUUUGAUUUCUUCAUAAUGGUCGUCAUCUCAAUGUCAUCAAUAGCAUUAGCAGCGGAAGAUCCCGUUCGUGAGAACUCGAGACGAAACGAAAUCUUGAAUUACUUUGAUUAUGCAUUUACCGGCGUAUUCACGAUAGAAAUGUUGCUGAAAAUUGUAGACUUGGGUGUGAUACUACACCCUGGCAGCUAUUUAAGAGAAUUCUGGAAUAUUAUGGAUGCUGUGGUCGUUAUUUGCGCUGCUGUUAGUUUCGGUUUCGAUAUGAGCGGUAGCAGCGCUGGACAAAAUUUGUCAACAAUUAAAUCGCUUCGCGUGUUGCGAGUCCUCCGACCAUUGAAGACCAUUAAGCGAGUUCCAAAAUUGAAAGCCGUCUUCGAUUGCGUCGUCAACUCAUUGAAAAAUGUUGUUAACAUUCUAAUCGUGUACAUAUUGUUUCAAUUUAUAUUUUCUGUUAUUGGUGUACAAUUGUUCAAUGGGAAAUUUUUUUAUUGUACGGACGAAAGUAAACAUACUUCCGAAGAGUGCCAGGGUUCGUACUUCAAGUACGAAGACGACGAAAUACUGCCCAGACAGGAGAUGCGUAUCUGGAAGCCACGUAGUUUCCAUUACGACAACGUGGCCGUCGCAAUGCUGACGCUGUUCGCUGUCCAAACCGGCGAGGGAUGGCCACAGGUCUUACAACACUCAAUGGCUGCCACUUAUGAAGAUAGGGGUCCAAUCCAAAAUUUCCGGAUCGAAAUGUCCAUAUUUUAUAUUGUAUAUUUUAUUGUAUUUCCAUUCUUCUUCGUCAACAUAUUCGUCGCCUUGAUUAUUAUAACAUUUCAAGAGCAAGGCGAAGCUGAAUUGCAAGAUGGUGAAAUUGAUAAGAAUCAGAAAUCGUGCAUCGACUUUACAAUCGGAGCUCGGCCCCUUGAACGAUAUAUGCCCAAGAACCGUAACACUUUCAAGUACAAAGUGUGGCGCAUUGUUGUGUCUACGCCCUUUGAAUACUUUAUAAUGAUGCUGAUCGUAUUCAAUACACUUUUACUGAUGAUGAAGUAUCAUAAUCAAAGUGAGAUGUAUGAGAAAUCACUGAAAUAUAUCAACAUGGGAUUCACAGGCAUGUUCAGUGUUGAAACUGUGCUCAAGAUAAUUGGAUUUGGUGUCAAGAACUUCUUCAAAGACCCUUGGAAUAUUUUCGAUCUCAUCACGGUAUUGGGUAGCAUUGUAGAUGCUCUCUGGAUGGAAUUCGGGCACGAUGAUUCGAACUCAAUCAACGUCGGCUUCCUGCGCUUGUUUCGUGCUGCGCGUCUUAUAAAAUUACUCCGUCAAGGAUACACUAUACGCAUACUUCUGUGGACAUUUGUACAAUCAUUUAAAGCACUUCCAUAUGUCUGUUUGCUUAUAGCUAUGCUAUUUUUUAUAUACGCCAUAAUUGGCAUGCAGGUGUUUGGAAAUAUCAAACUAGGUACACAGGAAAAUACCAUAACUAGGCACAACAACUUCCAAUCAUUUGAACAAGGCGUCAUGUUGCUAUUCAGAUGUGCAACGGGCGAGGCGUGGCCGAACAUUAUGCAGGCGUGCCUCAAGGGGAAACCAUGUGAUGAAGAUGCCCAGAAGGGCCACGAAACGUGCGGUUCAACGUUGGCUUACGCCUAUUUCGUAUCGUUUAUAUUCUUUUGUUCAUUUCUCAUGUUAAAUCUGUUCGUGGCCGUCAUCAUGGAUAAUUUCGAUUAUUUGACGAGGGACUCCAGUAUAUUGGGUGCUCAUCACUUAGACGAAUUCGUGCGCAUAUGGGCGGAAUAUGAUCCAAAUGCGACUGGUAGAAUUCAUUACACGGAAAUGUAUGAUAUGCUGAAAAACAUGGAUCCUCCGCUGGGGUUCGGUAACAAGUGUCCCAAUCGUCUCGCCUACAAGAAACUAAUUCGCAUGAAUAUGCCAUUGGACGAUGAAUUGAGAGUCCAAUUCACCACAACGUUGUUCGCUUUAAUUCGGGAGAAUUUAAGCAUUAAAAUGAGAGCGCCUGAAGAGAUGGAUCAGGCGGAUAUGGAGCUCAGGGAAACCAUCACAAACAUUUGGCCUCUGCAGGCGAAGAAGAUGUUGAACUUGCUUGUACCGCCAAUUGAUCAGUUGAACAAGGGAAAGCUGUCUGUUGGUAAAAUCUAUGCAGGUUUUCUUAUUUUGGAGUCCUGGCGGAAUACCAGAUUUGGCCAGAUUGAUUCUGGCAUGCCGAGGAAGAAACCCGAAGAUGACGAUGACCCCACUAAGUAUAGUCCGACGGCAGAUGAGGAGCCGAAACAAUCAUUCUUUAAUUGCCUGCUUGAUAUGGCCGCCCUUGACAAAGGAGGAUCGCGACAGGGCUCCAUAAGUUUCGAGCCGAAUGGGGAAGGAGCUGCCAACUCACAAACACAUUUGUUAGCGAGCAUGCAUCACGCAAACGGUGAUGCCGAACACAACAGUUUGGCAACACUAGCACGUCGGAGUACGAUCAGAAAGCGAUCAGUUAGAAACAAAAAGAUGCUGGAACUACAGGAUGCGUCGAGACAUCCAUCACAGGAAUCGUUGACUGGUGCCGAUGCUGGCCAUUUACAUCCUGGACAUUCGUACAUGAAUGGCCAUCGGCAUUCGCCUAGUUUGAGGCACAACGGUUCUCCUCUGGCCAGAUCUCCAAGUCCACGACGGCGCGGCCAUCAAUACAUACAUCAUGAUAUCGGAUUCUCCGAUACCGUAUCUAAUGUUGUAGAGAUGGUUAAGGAGACCCGUCAUCCUAGGCAUGGCAACAGCCAUCCGCGGUAUCCAAGAGGUUCAUGGUCAGCAUCGACAAGUCCGGCCCGUUCGCCUUCGCCUUCUCGUUAUGGUGGUCAUUUGUCUCGCAGUAAACGCACUCAACUGCCUUAUCCCACAUAUGGGACAACAAGUCUAUGUCAAAGAUCACGAUCGCCGAGUCCCGCUCGACUUCAGGAGAUGCGUGAACGAGAUAGACUUGGUUAUGGGAUUGAUAUGGGUGGCGCCCAUAUGCAGCAUAGCUACCCAACGUUAGCCUCUCGUCGUGCUGGAAUUGGACGACUACUUCCACCGACUCCGAGCAAACCGUCGACACUGCAGCUCAAGCCAACCAAUAUUAAUUUUCCUAAGUUAAAUGCGAGUCCAACACAUACACAUCAUUCGACACCCCACAGUGUUCACUCGCUGCCACACCACCGCGAUUUAUUGCGGGACCCUAGGGACAUGUAUUAUAGCACUAGAGAGCGCGAUAGGGAUCGCGUGAUUAGAGAUCGAUUGCAUGAAUACGAUUUACGGUACGAAUACCGGGAUCGGGAGCGAGAGUUGUACGAAAGAGAGCGUGAUCGCGAGAGAGAGGUGGAAAGAGAAAGACUGGAAUAUAUAGCACCACUGUCAUUCGAGCAAGCGCUUGCCAUGGGCCGAACAGGUCGUGUACUGCCAUCUCCAGUUCUUAAUGGUUUUAAGCCAAAGAGCGGACUUAAUACUCGACACUCCGAUUCGGAUGAGGAGGAUUGGUGCUAGCAAAGGCUUUGAUUGCGAUCGCGUAAUCGAAAGGAACAGAUUUGGGUAUAGCAUCAGGCCAUAUGCUCAUCGUUAUCAGCACCUAACUUAGAUCACAAUUUUGAUACGAUACGACACCAAUACCAACCAAACCGCAAUAUAACUGCAUUAGCAACAGCAUCUGCAUCAGCAUCUGCAUCUGCAUUAGCGACAGCACUAGCAUCUGAUAUCAAAUUGGCUCGAGGAGGCUUACAGGAAUCAACCCUUAUUCGACAACCGCAAUCGCAACCAGUAUCGCGACAAUUCGUCACAUACCCAUAUAGUGGGGCUUCACAGACACAGAUGGCAAUAUCAUUGCCAGCAACCAGAACAACAUCACCCCAAUUAGAAAUACCAAGAACAAAAGCAAAAGCAAAAACAAAAACAACAGCAACAGCAACACCAACAAAAGAACAAGCAAUGAUAUUAUGUGUACCAAUUACAAUAACGACACCGGUAGCUAUUCAUAGGAUCUAUUCAGAUUAUGGAAUUAAUUAUAAUACUGCUAACACAGAUAAUGAUAGGCUAGCGUUAUCGACAGAUUCAAGGGCGCAUGUGCAACGUUAUCGCUAUCGCAAACAUAAUCAAUAUAAUCGAACACCAGAUGAGGAGGAUGAGGAAACACAUUUACCAGUAUGUCAAGUAGAUAAUGAUAAUGAUGAUGAUAAUUACGAUAAGCAACAGCUGUAUCACACGUUAUAAGACAGCGAAAGAUAGAGGGAGAGAGCGAAAGGGAAAUGCCAGCUAAAGUUGAAACUGUAAAGAUUCGACAGCGAGAGAUAGAGAGAGAUAGAGAGAGGGAGAGGGAGAGGGAGAAAGAGAUAGCAAGUUAUAGUGAGUUAGGAUGGGAGGGAGAGAGAUGUUAAGAAGGAAAGAGGGAAGAGCGCAGAAUGAUAACGGAAAACGUAAGCAGUACGAGAGACGUGAACAUGAAAUGAAAAUAUGAUAUGUAUAGUAUGUAUUUCUAUUGUAUGAAACAUGCCUAAGCUCUUUCGAACAUAACUAGGUUUUAGGCAUACAUAUGUAGGUUACUUAGCUCAUAGCUCGAUCAAUAUGUAAUCCAUUUGCAAGCGUUUUUGUCUUGUUUGUAUUUAAUGAAAAAAAAGAGAAAAUAUGAUAGUAAUUCAAUUAUGUACAUUUACGAGUAAAUGA